Sardina pilchardus (European sardine) is the source of this 1891-nucleotide messenger RNA. RefSeq lists its product as uncharacterized. The record is from RefSeq and is a predicted model, not a curated record. Lineage: Eukaryota; Metazoa; Chordata; Actinopteri; Clupeiformes; Clupeidae. The transcript is spliced from 2 exons. The coding region runs from base 62 to 799 and encodes 245 amino acids.
GCUCAUUCGAAAUACUGCUGCCCAUGUUAAAGGAAAUAAAUUUCACAUCGAUGCUGACAGGAUGUUGUCAUGCUGUUGUUCAAAUUUGACGUGUCCGUGGAAACAAGUGAUAAGAACGGAUGAAUUCCGCCAAGAGACGGUGGACGGGCGUGAAUUGUACACGGAAGACAGCGCCCAAACUCUUGAAAGUACGAGGAUGGAUAUUGCGCUUCUAAAAGAGCAAUAUAACUGGAUUAAGGAGAAACAAAGACAGGAGACCCGCGUCGUUGUAUUCAAGAAAGCAUCAACCAAUGAAGAGAUCAUUGGAAAAUCUCCUGUCAGUGUGGUUCCCAUGCACCAAGAGAUGAGGAGGAGGCCACUCCAAAGGCAGCUGUCCAUGCAAGAAGCCCAGUCUGACAUUUUCCAGGAUCAAGGCAAUUCCCUGUGGCGUACACACCUAGGGCUCCACAGAAACGGCUGCACAGCCUCAUAUCAUAACCAGGAUCCUAUUGCAAUUCAAAGCAAUCUGUUUAGGGACUCCUCUUUGGAGAGCACCGAAUCAAGUGAGAAACUGACCAGCGACCCUGAGGAACUAGAGGGCUCUGUGAGCCUGGGGAGUAGCACCAGCGGACAGGAGGCCGAGGACGGCAAACCCACCAGACAAUUCUCCGCGCCGUCUGUUUUGUCCAGACGGUCAAGCCUGAUCAGAAGCCGUCCCGCUCAAGCCCCCUCCACUGCUCGCCACUACCCGUUCCCUCAGCUCAAGUGCCCAAGGAAGUCCGAGGCCGCACGGAGACUUGGAAUGUACGCAUCAUUUUAGCCACAAGUUGGAGAGCACUUUAAGCCUGUACAUCAGAAAUGGCAUGCCAUGAAACAGAAUGGCAAAAUGCUUUUCUAUACAAUAAAAUAAAUAUCUCCCCGCAGCACCACUGAAAUUGUGAGUAUUUUCUUUUUUACUCUCGUGUCUUAUGGUCCGUGUGUAAUGAAUGGCAUUGUGCACGAGGCCUAGAGACACUAAUUAGUUAUUUAUGAACAUUUCUUUAACCUAUGUUAAUGUAGCAUACAUCUCAGCAACAGUUAGUGUUCCAAACCUCAAUUCUUUGUUCUUUGGAAGAUUACAAGAAGCACCAAGGAUAUUCAAAGGAAAAUGAAGGAAGAGGAAUAUUAAGAUGCAAAAUAAUAUUUUGUGCAAUGUCUACAAUGUUUUGUUGUUGUAUUUUGUUUUACAGACAACUUAGUACUACAUUUCUGUGAACUUUCAAGAUAUUUUGGUUGAUCUAUCCAACAUCUCCCUCUAGUGGGCAAAGCAUAACCACCGUCACUCAGCAGAAUGUGAUGAAAUACAUAUCCAUUGUAUGUUUAUGCUAACAGUAAUUCUGUUCUAAUUGGAACUGACUUGAAUGUGCACCAUCAAGUUUCAAUAUAUGACCUUUGUAUGAAUAUACUGGAGGGUUAGUUGUUUUUAUCAGUCAUUGCCAGAACAGUUUCAUCCAUUGUGGCUACAUACUGUAUGCUCUUGCAUAAGGACAUUUCUACCAUUAAAGACAUAGUGUUUAGUGGUGAUUCAUUUAAAUAUAGUAAAACCCAUAUUAAAUCCUCAAUAGGCUCAAAUUUAGUUGCAGACUCAAAGCUUACUAAGUGUGUGUGUGUGUGUGUGUGUGUGUGUGUGUGUGUGUGUGUGUGUGUGUGUGUGUCUCUGUGUGUGUGGAGAGUACUUGUAUAUCAUUGUAAAUAACUGCCCUACAUUGUAUGAUUUUAUACUCUUUACUUGGCUAUGAAAGGAACAGACUGCUAUAGUGUUCAGUGAUGUAAGUGUUUUAGAGUUCAAAUAUUCAUUAAUUCCAUAUUAACCCAAAAAGAGAUUCAUUUUCACUCUUUACUUUCUGUUUAGUGCACCAGUGAUGAAAAUAAA